CUCUCUCUCUCACACACACACACACACACACACACCAGCCAAAGUGCUUAUAAAUAUGCAAGUUUCAAGAAUUGAGAUAACCUAGGACUAACACAAACACCUCUUAGUUACAAGUGUUUUCCUCUCUAGCUAUAUAGUACAAUUAAUUAGUACUACUAUUUCUCCUUUCACUUAACUAUUAUUAUAAAAUAGACUUACAAUAAUAUAUAUAUUAAGUUAUUAACAAAGAGAAAAUGGAUACAAAAAAAGGGAAUUUCAUGGAAAAAGCAAAACCCUACAUAGCCAUGAUUUGCUUGCAAUUUGGUUAUGCUGGUAUGAACAUCAUCACCAAAGUUUCACUCAACAGCGGCAUGAGUCACUACGUCUUAGUCGUUUAUCGUCACGCUUUCGCCACCGCCGCCAUCGCUCCCUUCGCUCUUCUCCUCGAAAGGAAAGUUAGGCCAAAGAUUACAUUCACUAUUUUCAUGCAGCUCUUUGUCUUGGGCCUUCUUGGGCCGGUGAUUGAUCAGAAUUUCUACUACGCCGGAUUGAAAUACACUUCGCCGACGUUUUCGUGCGCCAUGAGUAACAUGCUACCUGCAAUGACAUUUGUUAUGGCAGUUCUCUGCAGGAUGGAGAAGGUGGAUAUUAAGAAGGUGAGGUGUCAAGCAAAAGUGAUUGGAACAGUAGUAACAGUUGCAGGUGCAAUGCUGAUGACUGUGUACAAAGGGCACGUGAUAAACAUGUUUUGGUCAAACUACAUUCAUCCUCGGUCAAACAAUAAUAAUCCUAGUACUCCUCAAAAUGCUGACAAGGACUGGUUGAUGGGCUCCAUUCUUCUCAUUCUUGCCACUCUUGCUUGGGCUUCUUUCUUCAUUCUUCAGGCAAUCACAUUGAGGAAAUACACAGCACAGCUUUCACUAACAGCAAUUGUGUGUUUCCUGGGAACACUGCAAUCAAUUGCUGUCACACUUGUGAUGGAGCACAAAACUGAUGCAUGGAAAAUUGGGUUUGACAUGAACCUACUAGCAGCUGCCUAUGCUGGUAUUGUGUCAUCAAGCAUAGCAUAUUAUGUGCAAGGGCUUGUGAUGCAGAAAAGAGGGCCUGUCUUUGUUACUGCAUUUAGUCCACUAAUGAUGAUUAUUGUGGCAAUUAUGGGAUCUUUUAUUUUGGCUGAGAAUAUUUAUUUGGGAGGGGUUCUUGGGGCAGUAUUGAUUGUGAUUGGGCUGUACUCUGUUUUGUGGGGAAAAUACAAAGAGUUUAAGGAAAAAGAAGCAGAGGAAAUUCAAGAAAUAGUGAAAGUUGGCAAAGGGGAAAAUCAGAAUGAAGAUAUUGAAGCAAAUUGUGGUGAAAUUCAGAGAAAUGAAUUAAAUAAUAAAAUGUUUUUUCCUAUGACAGCCCUAGAGGAACCAAAAUCUUAAUUAAAAUGAUUUGUUAGAAAUUAAGAUAGUUUUGUUUGGUUUUGAUUUAUUUUGUAUUUGUUUUUGUAAUGUUUGGAGAGAGUGGUUUUCUUUGUGGCCAUUUUGAAUGAAAAUUUGUGUCAACUUUAAUUUAU
Molecule: messenger RNA, 1534 nt
Organism: Erythranthe guttata (spotted monkey flower)
Lineage: Eukaryota; Viridiplantae; Streptophyta; Magnoliopsida; Lamiales; Phrymaceae
Product: WAT1-related protein At5g07050
Cellular component (GO): membrane
Molecular function (GO): transmembrane transporter activity
Source: RefSeq, a predicted model, not a curated record